Messenger RNA from Suillus subaureus, 1116 nucleotides. RefSeq lists its product as uncharacterized. NCBI's taxonomy places the organism in Eukaryota, Fungi, Basidiomycota, Agaricomycetes, Boletales, Suillaceae. The transcript is spliced from 5 exons. Bases 93 to 1028 code for a protein of 311 amino acids. Gene Ontology annotation, molecular function: dephospho-CoA kinase activity. Gene Ontology annotation, biological process: coenzyme A biosynthetic process. The record is from RefSeq and is a predicted model, not a curated record.
CGAUCGUGUCAUCCGAGUUCGCCAUCACUGGCCAAUGAAUGAGAAACAACGAAGGCAUUGCUUCGUAGUAUCCUGCGAGUGCAAUUUUUAGCAUGAGCAGUAUUAAACGUACUGUCCUGUUUGCUCAUCUACAGGACAUCGGCGUUCCUCAUCAUCUAGGGCCAGCAAUUGCUUCUGUGACCGCGGCUACUACAGAAGCCUUGGUCAUCGUCUUGGUUUCUCAGUUAUUCCAUGCAGCAGAAUCAACAUCCAACCAUGUCCAACAGUGGGAUCAUGUCCAGAGGCUUUUAACAUAUGUCUAUGUCAAAGCAACCAAGACAGCCCAGGACUUAGGAAAGGACCCUUCAGAGAGUUUCCCAAAUAAUUUCGGGAAUGGUAUGGAUAUGUGCUUUCGAAUUCAGGGCGACCCCCCUGUAGCCCAUCUCCCUGACUCUAUCGAGACCCUUCCCCAAGUCUUCGUUGUUCCAGAUAAAGCCAUUGAAGCGCACGUGCAGCAUUCCGUAUGCACCACUCCUAGCUGUGAUACCUCCCCGUCAUCAUACCCCGUCGUCGUUCUUGGUGGCACUUUCGAUCACUUGCAUGCAGGACACAAAAUCCUGCUCAGCAUGGCAGCCUGGAUAGCUAGUACCAAGGUCAUUGUCGGUGUCACAGACGACGAGUUGUUGAGGAACAAAUCGAAUAAGAAUGUCUUGGAGUCAAUGGCAGUACGCAUGGAAAGAACACGCUCUUUCCUGCAGCUCUUUCGCCCUGACCUUGAAUAUGAAAUUGUCCCAUUACGAGAUGUGUAUGGUCCUACUAGUUGGGAUCCUAAUAUUCAGGCGCUGGUGGUCAGCAUGGAGACUCUGCCCGGCGCGGCAUCAAUUGACAAUAAACGCUCCGUCGAGUCAUUGCCUCCCCUCCGUACAUUCGUCAUCGACGUUAUUUCUUCAGAAAGCGAAAAGUUGGUCCAUGAGGACAUGGAGAUGUUGAAGCAGACAAAAUUGAGCAGUACAUUUAUUAGGGACUGGAUUGUGAAGAACGCUGUAUAACUUUGGUAUCACUUAUAUGUAGUUGUAGCAACUAGGUCCGGACUCAGAGAUACAGAAUCCAGAUCUGAUCAAGCCAAUGAUUACCCGG